UUUUUCCAAUCACUAUUCCACGUAAUCCUAGAUUUCAAUCACAAUCAUCAGGCUAUCAAUAUCUUAGCUCUUUGGUUUCACAAUUUCCUCUAGUUGUUUCAGAUAACCAGGUGGUCUUUAUUUAUUUUCUUCCGUGUAUAAUACUUUACAACUCGAUAGAUAAAGAUAUACGAUUGAAUAGAUAGAUCUUUAAACACCCUAGAUAUAAUAUGAUUGCGCGAUCUAUCGAAAAAUAUCAAAGUCAAAGCGAACGUAAUAUUUCGAUUGUGGACCACCGCAUUCGACCUUUGAUUGUUGUGGAAAAUCUGUAUGUGUAUGAUAGAAAGUGAAAGAUUCCACUAACGACCACACAAGGACUCGACAGGAAAAGAUCCGAAAGCGAGCGCGCGGUGCGGCCGCAACUCAGACGAGCUAGAACCAGGUUGUGCGCUGCGAUAGAGGCAUAAAGACUACAACAUCCAUUGCUUCUGCGUCACCUGCACCACUUAUAGACCAGCACGUUCUACUGUAGGAUCGCCUGGGACGAUAGCGGCGGUGAUGUGAACCGGGCUGAAGCCUGCCAACUUGAUCAAUUUCGUCCUAGCACUCAGCAUCACGGAGGCGGAGCAGGGAUAGGGAGACGGAGCAGUAAGGAAGUAUGUCAGAGCAACUCUGUAGCCACGGCCAAGGGGAAGGGCAGAUGACGGGCCAAACAGGCCUGAUGGAAUGUGAGAUAAAGGACGAUACAAGUCCCUUACUUGGCGACGAAGCACAGCCGGGGCAACGUGACAUGGAAUGCGACGGAAUCAAUAAUGCACAUGAAGAUGAAAGCAAUAUUGAUGAUAAGGAUAUUAAUGCCCCCGUAGGUGGAGUUGCCCAAGAUGCUGUUGCAAACGUGCCAAGCGGUGCGGCAACAGCUGUUGUAGUCGAUGAUUUUCAUGAUGAAGGUCAGGAGGGCGCCGCCGCCGCGUGCCACCAGGACCAGGACGAGCUCCCCGAACGCGCUCCGCGGUCGCAUGCAGCGGCGUAUUCUCCCACCGUAACUGCCGGAUCGCGGAGAAAAAUGGAAUGUAGCCAGGCACCAGGUUCUAGUACUUUACUCGAAGCCGAAAGUGAGAAAGGGAAUGAGAAAGGCACCCCCGGCGUCAGGGCGGUCCCCGAGGAUGCAGAUGCCGCACAGCGGCAACAACGGGAGAAAAAAAGAAACAGCAAAUCUGCAGCAUCAACUUCUGGCAAAGAAAAAGAGCUAGAGGCCUCCUGCUCGUUCGCACAGGGCUCCGAAGAUGAACUGGGUGACGACCAACCAAGGAACGAAAAGGCGUGCGGCGCGUGCGCGGUGUUCUGGAUAGUCUUGGCUGGGAUGGCGGUGCUGGCUGGAAUUGCUCUCGCUGUGUGUUUCUGUACCGGCCUUCUGUUAUCAUGGAUGACAACUACUCUUCCUGAUCGCACUACACUAAACAUUCUAAAUCUAGAAUACCCACCUUCGUUCGCGUUUGAGUUUGUAUGUCAGCAGUUGUAACACGGAGGUGAAUAGCUGCUACAACCGGCAGCACAACCCUCAGCAGCGAUGACAAUGUAUGAGUGCACGUGCAUCAUCAAUCUCUCCUCCAUACUGCGAUCAAUAAGGCUCAAGCCGAACGCAGACGAUAAUUAUUGCGCUCUUAGUGUAUUUUAUGGCUCUUUUGAUAUGUUGGCCGUAGUAUGCAUCAAUAUUUCUGGCCGCAUUCUUGGCAUCGCUUUGUAUCCUUCGGCAACUGGUGGAACACGCAAGCAGCUCUAUAAUCUUUAAUGAAUCAAUACAAGGAGUAAAAUACGAGCUUACAAUGAUCCUCUUCCUGUUUCUUGGCAAAUACGAGUAAAGGUAUUCUUGGAAGAACUAGUGCGAUCGGGAGUAGAUGCUUUCAAAUACGAUAGUCGAACACAGGCGAGGACCAGAGGCAACUUUUCAACGAAGGUGGCGACUCGUAUUUGGGAGGCAAGUUUCCCGCCCUUGACCCCGAAGGCCAGAAGCGUCGCCCGCCGGUGGUUUCCAAUGAAGAAGCGGUGCAGUGGCCUCUUGUGGUUAUGUCACGUGACCGAAAACACGCUACUGCGUCGGAGUGGCGCCAGGGGUUUGGUCUGCAGCUGAAUGUCGGCAGCAGUAGUACUGGAAGCUUGGCGAAUGCUGCCCCUGCGCUAAAAAACCACACUUUUUUGCUCGAUACCGGCGGGGGCGCCAACAGCUACUUCCUGCUAAAACCUACGGACGACCGACCAGCCUUCGAGAGUGGGUCUCGCGAGCUUUUGCCCGUACCUGAAACCCACCAUGCGCGUGUACACAGGAGCAGAGACGCGCAGAUCCAGAACGACCCACAGGAACCAGCCGAGGGGCCGCUGGUGACCUGCAAGUACGGAGACGGCGAAGUGGAGGGACGGGCGCUGCGUGAUACCGUCAGCAUUUUGGACAAGCUCCGGCUUCCCCCGCCGGAGCAUCCGGUUUGGACCCAAAACAAGCACCGGUACACUAAUGUGGCGGCGCCGACUUCGCCCAUCGCUGGAUUGUCGCCAGCGCAGGACGGCGGCCAUGAUGCCGGUACUGCGGGAGGCGAUUUUGUGAUUCGGCUCGGUAGGCAGUACGAUCGCAGGCACUUCGCAGACCAGCCCGGCAAGUUACCGCUGAUGUACACGCAGAAGUGGAAAACCCCGGGAAAUCUGGGACUAGGGUUUGCCAUGGACCGCGCACAGGCCGAGUGGUUCGACCGGCUGCCUAGCCUGCUCGACUACUUUUACCUUCACCACCUUGCUGUCACCUGGGAAGCACAGCAGGCCCAGAAGUCGAAGGAGCGCGCGAUAGUGUUUUCGCUGCAGUAGGCCGCACAAAAAACCACCGUCAACCCCUUCAUCUCCGUGUCCAUCCUCUGGGGGAUGAUUUUAUGUAGUUUUUUACAUAUAAUAUAUGUAACUGAUAAAAUAAAAUAUAGUAUGCAUAUUUUGCUGCAGCUGGUCGUCGUUGUUGUAAUUUGUUGCUCAAAAAAUUGAUGCUCGAAAAUUGCUAAAAAUCCACUCCUUACGAUUUUUCGCUUCUUUCGGGCGGCACGUUCUCACGACAGAUUGAGGGGGGUGAUGUUAAUUUUACGUAGGAUAUGAAGCUUACGGACGUGAACGGGCGCUGGUUGCAGGAGGAAAAUCUUAACGAAGAUCGGGAUGACACAGCGGCCAGUGACGAGAACAACCAAAACCGGGAGCAGCGAGGUGGAGAGGAGCUGGCACAAGAAAUUGUGCAUGAGCAAGAAGAACAGGGAGAUGGAGUUAUGACGGGUCUCGACCACAACUCCGGUUCUUCAUCCGUCGUCGACGGAGAUGGACACCUGCCGCCUGAAGGCACGCAGAGAAUCUCAAAAAAUCGUGCCGCAGUGCAGCACCUUCCCCCGGCACAACAGCAACGGGAACAACAGCACGCACAACAAGAGGAAGAACGGUUGCGGCUGGUGCUGGGUGCAUCGCCUGCAUUCGAGACGUUGCGGCGCGUGCCGCUCCUGCAGGAGGUGCAAGUCAACGCGGUCGGGAGGCUGCCGCUCCGAACGGUUGUGCUCGAGGCGCUUGAGCAAAUCGAAGCGGUGCAGAAAGUGGUGAAGUACGUCGUACUCAUGGACGAGUAUGACAGAGGACUGCAGUGGGUGGAGUCUCGAAACGACCGCGCACCCGGCAGUGCCGCGCCGGCGUGGCUCGCAGAUCUUCUGCGCGUGCAGUUGAAGGACCGACUCACGCCCGCGGUUCGCAGUCUGGUGUCCCGUUUUGAGCGUCUGGGAGACUCCGCUGCGGAUAUCUACAACGAAACCUUCAUCCCGACCAACGCGAGGCUGCAGCAGCGCACUCUGCUAGAGAGGCAGGAGCAGCUGCGGGAGGUGUUGCGAAUGGUGGUCGAAGUUUUGGCGCGCCACGACGAAGACGACCCCUUGACGCCGAGCGUAUCCCGCGACUCGCCCUCAGGCGCGAGCGCUGCGCUCGCUGACAAACUCCGCAUCCGCCCGAUCGCCCCGUUACCAGACAACUGGCCGACGACGAACGCGGACAUGCCGUGGAGACGACUGCCGGGAGUGUAUCCGAUGCGCUACCACCAGCCGCACCCGCCGCCCGUCUUUCCGCACCUCGGGUUUCCCGCGGCGCGCGUGCAAAACGCCGUGGACCUGGAUUCGCAUCACUGGACGCUGCCGGCGCUCCGCAUCAAGAUUGGCGAUCACAUCUUUGACCCGAACGACCUCGAGGCUGCGUACGCUGCUGAAAUGCGCCCGGCGUUUCUGAACCCCGUGCUGCAAUGGAGCGGCGGAGAAGAGUUUUUUCAUCGGACGCGAAAUCCGAGCGGAGGACAGCCAGACCAUCCGGGCAGCACAAAUGUCGAGGAGCCGCCGAAGGAAAGCAUGACGGCCUGGUACUCAACCAAGGACAAAGUCAUUCAGAACCUUCGCGAGGCGGAUGGAGGGGGGCGGGCUGCAAAAAAGGCUUACAAGUGCGUGCUUGACACGGGUUGGACGAUGCUGUCGCUCGCGCCACCGCUUUUCCGGGCCUUUGAGGACCAUUUCACGUCGGACGUUAUCGCAAGCGGCCGCGCCAACAAAAACCAGGCCAAGGCCCUCUUGCAACAAGAAAACGCUACAGUGCAGCAGGUGGAUCAGCUGCGUCGGCCUCCUACAACCAACUUGACCCCGAAAGUGGAUGGUGGGGAAGUAGUAGAGGUUGUACCCCACGACCAGAGUGAAGAUGGUCCUGCAGGAGCAGAAGAACCUGCUUCGUCUACUGUGGUUUACUCGGUCUAUCGGGAGUUGAUGAAGAACAGUUUAGUUCCCCAGCAGGGCAGCAAAGAUCCCGCUGCGGAAAGUAUGUUGAAUGGAACAGUGCCAGUGCCGCAAGAGCGAGCACACCAUGUUAAUGUAGAACUACGUGGCCGCACUCGCACUCGCACUCCACCUCAAAUGUUUUUGCAACAAGCUGGCACCCGCGGAGAAAAUAACAACAUAAAACCGGAGCGAAAGCCAUGCAGCGAGGGCCCUGAAAUCAGUAUCGAGUUUCCCGUCGAGAGUGCUGCGCCGGUAGCUUCUCGGAGUGCAGGUGGCGCGGCAGCGGUCGGGGCAACGACCAGCAAGGCGCUCGAGACCUCGUGGUACACGUUGCGACCACGGGAUUACUGCUACUGUGAGGGCAUCUAUGAUAGUGAGUAACUCCCUCUCUCUUUGAUUCUUGUUGACAUGCAAGGUGCUGCAGCAGCAAGUUUGAAGUGAAAGUGUUGUGUAGUGAAAGCGAGGAGUGCUGGAAAUAAUACAAUGGCGAACCUGUCGUGGUCGUCCCUGUGCUACCAUGUGGUAAUAUGCCGUUAGGCAAAUGGGUAUUUGCACACAAGGUUCGUGAGAAGUCCCGCUGUUGAACAGCACAGCACUGACUACUGAUUUGUCCUCGUCAUGCAGAUGCUCGCAUAAGUUGUACCGCACUAAUGCCUUAUAUAUACUAUAGUUUCAGAAAUAGUUUGCCGUGUUGGUGUUGCAUGUCUUAAUAUACGGGGCAGGGGGAGUUUUCCACCGGUAUAGCAUCAAUGUGAGCACCGCAAGUGGGAAGGUCAAAGCUUUGCACCACUGUCUUGAGGAGUACAGUACGCCGGACCACCGUGGCGGCCAGGCUGCGAGGAAUGCUAAUCGGGGAAGCACCGCUAUAAUGCUAGGAAUUCCCUUCCACCGCUCGUUCUAUGUGGGUUACCAGUUUGCAGACAAAAAAGGAAUCCUGCUACCCAACAUGCAGUGACAGAUCAGCCGCAGCAGGUCAGGGACAUGCGCCCUAAAGAGGAUGAGAGACUGCUGCUCGCCGGUUUCUAGCAGAUAAACUCGGGCACGAGACAAGGAUCUACCUUCAGGCAUCUUCAAAAAAGCAAAGCGACCUUGUUGUAGGAUGGACUGCUAAUCAGGCUGUUCCUGUUCGAGCGUCAUAAGAAAACAAAUUCAGCACGCUUAUUCAUGCAGUUGGAGGUGCAGCUAAGUAGCAUAAGCAAGAAGCCAUUGCUCCUUGUUUGUUAUCGUAUCUUCAGAUUCCUUGAGCAGCAUUCAUGGUGGAGAAGAUGACAGACUCAUUGAGCAUCAUGCUACAUGUUGAUCUUGAUCUCCGUAAAACUGUAGUUUCUAUUGUAUGAUUUAGAUUUUUUCGUUCAAUUUCAAGUCCUUUGGCUAGGCUACUUGGAAUUCGUAUUGCUUUUAGUAUCACACAGACACGCUCAUCACCUACAACAACGACGAAACGGUAUCGUACUUUAUUUCAACACGUAUAUUUUUAUUUCCAAUGGCGUUUUUCUUUUUGACGUCGAUUUUCACUAAUUCAUUUCCAUAGAAGAGGAGAUUAUUGUCCGGGCACACAUGAAGGUGAAUCGAAAUGAAGAAGAAACAGUUUGUAAAGAGUAAUCAUUGUCUUUGUCAUGGACGUCUUUGUCCUUAGUGCCGUGGUUGCUGCUGGUGGAAGGUAUAAAAAUACGUAUUUGCUCCAUGCACAACUGCUGUGUGGAAAUGCUUGGGCCUGACCUGAUUUCCUUAAGAUAGUCAUAGUUGCGCAGAGAGAUUCGAACGCUCCGCUAUUUGGACAAUGCUGUUUUUACUUUAUCCACACAGAAUUUGAAUUGUCCUAUCGAUCUUUUUUUCAUGCAAUUGUGAUGGUGUAUCUGUGUCUCAUGGAGUUGUAUGUUUAUUGCAACUGCCAUCCGUGUGUAUAGCUGCUGCUACCGCACGAGAAUCAUUCGUUUUUUAUAUGAUCGAAAGUAAUAUACAAGAUGAAAAAGGAACACGAACAUAAUCUAAAUCUCACGACUAAGCGUAAGCGAAAUGUGUGUCUCUCGCAGAUGUCCGAACAGCCAAAGCAUCUUAAAAGUAAAACAUGGAUUUGAAAAAAUGAUCUCGUUUUAUUUUGCUUGCCACAUCGUGAUGGAUGUUCAUGUCGUGCGUGAC
This is a messenger RNA of Amoebophrya sp. A120, 6932 nucleotides long. The record is from the annotation of a GenBank genome assembly. Lineage: Eukaryota; Dinophyceae; Syndiniales; Amoebophryaceae.